AUAAGUAGUGGUGGUGUCUUUCAGUCCACACCAAUACGUCCCAGCCACAACACUACACCUCUCUCGUUCAGCACGCGGUGAUCCCACAGAUCAUUGGAAGCAGGCCUCACCAGAAGGCUGCCUCAACAAAAGUGCCCAUACAGAUCAAUCAUCUGAGCGGCAACACUCGCGAUGCCUACGAUGGCAGGUGUCAGCUGCAAACUGCCUCAACGUAGGCUGAAGUGUGUGCUGCUGAUCCUGCUCCUCGUGUGCUUCAAUUCUCUUGUCAGCAGCGCCCUGCUGCUCCAUAACAUGUUCUAUCAUCACGUCGACCUGAACAACAGCGACACAUUGCUUGUCCCCUAUUGCAUGAUAGGGCUGCAUGAGAAUGGCAGUGCUUUCCUGAAGCAACCGCCGCCCACAGGAGUGAGCUGCAUUCCCAUGUAUGGGAUCUCGAAGCACAAGGAAUUCAUCAUAGCAUUCAUUCCAACAGCCUUGUAGAUAUUCAUUUCAAAGGAAAAUGAAUACAAGAUAAAGGGAAAGAAGGGUAUUUACAUUCCCUCAAGAGACAUAGGUUAAGAGAGGCCUUUAACUGCAUGGUCUAAGUACUGAUAGAUAAAGGUGCCGUAAAACAAUAUGCUCAAGAUCAGUCAGUAAUAGGAACGCAAGAAAUAAUGGGUUUAAACAUAAGAAAAUAAUUUUAAGAAAGAAACAGAGAGGAAUUAGUUCCCAAAUCGAGAGAUGGAUGACAGUAAUGGAUUCAGUAAUGAUAUUGUCAGUGGUGAGUCGUUAGAGAGCUAUCAAAGAUAAAGAGUGAACAAAGUAACAAAUGUAAUGCCAUGUAAUCCUAUGAUUCCAUGUAAUCAUCAAGCUUCCAUGUAAUCCUGAUUCCACGUCAG
Messenger RNA from Portunus trituberculatus (swimming crab), 878 nucleotides. RefSeq lists its product as uncharacterized. The coding region runs from base 172 to 480 and encodes 102 amino acids. Lineage: Eukaryota; Metazoa; Arthropoda; Malacostraca; Decapoda; Portunidae. The transcript is spliced from 3 exons. The record is from RefSeq and is a predicted model, not a curated record.